UAAAACAGCGUUGCUAGAGGGACUAGAAGUUGACCAGUACAUGUGGGGGAUUCUUAAUGCCAUCCAAAACUCGGAGUUUGAGGAGGUGACCAUAGACCCUUCGUGUAGUUGGAGACCUGUGGCCAUCAAGUCUGAUAUCCACAUCAAGGAGGAUCCAGAUGGACCCAUGGCCAAGAGGUUCAAGACCAUGAGCCCCACCCAGAUGACCCUGCCCAACGUGAUGGAGAUGAUCGCCCUGCUCGGCCCAGGGCCCUCGCCCUACCCGCCCCAACAGGGGGGCAACAACAGCGAAUACGGAAGCCAUGGUAACAGUUACCAGGGCCACAGCGGGGGCUUUGACUUCCCCCAUGGGAACCCUGGUGGUACGACCAUGAACGACUUCAUGCACGGCCCCGUUCUGUCCCACCCGCCAAACAUGGCACAGGACAAACCCCUCACACACAGCAUGCCUGACUCU
Oncorhynchus nerka (sockeye salmon) is the source of this 457-nucleotide messenger RNA. Its product is annotated as zinc finger MIZ domain-containing protein 1-like. The annotation marks the transcript as partial. Gene Ontology annotation, cellular component: chromatin. Gene Ontology annotation, molecular function: SUMO ligase activity. The transcript has 3 exons. NCBI's taxonomy places the organism in Eukaryota, Metazoa, Chordata, Actinopteri, Salmoniformes, Salmonidae. Gene Ontology annotation, biological process: protein sumoylation; regulation of transcription by RNA polymerase II. The record is from RefSeq and is a predicted model, not a curated record.